AUGGAGAAAGAGUUAUUAGAACUGGUCAAGAUCCACACAGAUAAGAAUCCAGUUAACAUGCUUACAAAGGUGGUCUUGAGAGACAAACUCAAAGUAUGUAGGGACAUUGCUGAGAUGGACUUCCAAAUCUCUAAACAACAACAAUGUGAGGCAGACUUAUACAAGGAGGUUCAAAGUGUUCUUUUGGGUGGACUGAAGGAUCACCUGAGAACUAUCAGGAGAAGCAGGCGUAUUGUUUUUAUUAGCUGUGGCACAAGCUAUAAUGUUGCUUUAGCUGCAAGACCUAUAUUGGAAGAACUUUCUAGUAUUCCUGUUACAAUGGAGGUUGCUAGUGAUUUGUUGGAUAGGCAGGGACCAAUAUACAGAGAAGAUACAACUGUUUUUGUUAGUCAAUUUGGUGAAACUGCAGAUACGUUACAUGCAUUAGAGUAUGCAUUAGAAACUGGUGCACUAUGUAUUGGCAUUACAAAUACUGUUGGUAGUGCAAUUACCACGAGCACACACUUUGGUGUCCAUAUAAAUGCUGGUGUUGAGAUUGAUGUGGCUAGUACCAAGUAUCGUAUUUUGAGUUUAUCUCAUUUCCUCUGCCAACAAGCAUAUACUAGUCAAAUAGUAGUGAUGCCUAUGCUAGCACUGGCAAUUGGUGGCAAUACAAUAUCCAGUCAAGCAAGAAAAAAGGCUAUAAUAGACGGCCUAUUUGAAUUGCCAAGCAAAGUCAGGAAAGUGCUGAAGCUUGACCAGGAAAUGAAGGAUCUUGUGAAACUAUUGAUUGCUGAGCAACUGUUGCUUGUGUUUGGGAGAGGAUAUAACUAUGCAACUGUCACGACCUCAUUCCGCCCCUAG
Messenger RNA from Camellia sinensis, 843 nucleotides. The record is from RefSeq and is a predicted model, not a curated record. Lineage: Eukaryota; Viridiplantae; Streptophyta; Magnoliopsida; Ericales; Theaceae.